Molecule: messenger RNA, 2252 nt
Organism: Solea solea (common sole)
Lineage: Eukaryota; Metazoa; Chordata; Actinopteri; Pleuronectiformes; Soleidae
Gene: lrrc56
Product: leucine rich repeat containing 56
Exons: 13
Coding region: 84-1991 (635 amino acids)
Source: RefSeq, a predicted model, not a curated record
AGCAAACUUUCCACUGUAAGCAAAGUGUUUUCAGUCUGUAAAAUGUGUAAACCAUCUGUAUAGACUUUGACAGGUGAAGAAAGAUGAGUUGUUCUCAUUUGCCUGUGGCCCAGAAGGUCCGGCCUGGGUCAGCACGGGUCCUGGUGACUGAGCUGAGUGGAUCGGGUCAUAUUAACCCCACUCCUGCCACAAAACCCACGGUGGACUCUGAGGCAGCACUGGGGCUUUGUCUCUCUCCAGAGCAGCUGGAAUCACUAUGUGGAACCUGGGACCUGUCUCGCGUGACCUCACUGGAGAUCUGCAUAGACACACAAGAAAACUCACUGGGUAACAUCGGUUCCUCCUUGCCCAACCUGGUGCAACUGAAACUGAACAACAGUGUGGUCAUGUCAGUAAGAGACCUGGGACCUUCCUUCUCCCACCUGCAGGUGCUGUGGAUGUCUCGCUGCUGUCUGCGUGAUCUAGAUGGCAUUUUUAAUUUCUCUUCUAUCAAGGAGUUGUAUGUGGCCUUCAACAGUGUGUCAGACCUGAAUCAUGUUGGCAUGCUGGAGAAUCUGCAGCUGCUCGAUCUGGAAGGCAAUGAUGUGGAUGACUUAGUCCAGGUCCAGUAUCUGGGCUUGUGUAGCAAACUCCAAAGACUCACCUUGGAGGGAAAUCCAGUGUGUGUCCGCCCGACCCCUACUGCUCCUAAGACGGCAGACUACAGAUAUCGGGCUGCGGUGCGGGAGUUGCUCCCUCAGCUGCAUUACCUAGACAAUGUGAGGGUGGAGGAGGACGGGCUGAGCUGCAGCAGUGCCAUGGGAGAGGAAUGGGCCAUUCUCAGAGACGUCAUCAGAGACCGCAGCUCCUCUCAGAGUGCUACUGAGGGUGAGGAGGAGACAGCAGAUAUCAGACCCAGCUCAGCGCGGCGCCCUGCCUCCAGCUUCUCCUGUGUCUGGCCGAUCCACUCCAGACCCCACACUGGCUCCAGACCCAUGUCUGCGACAAGACCUGGUGUACUCUCCCCUCUUGGCUCUAGACCUGGUUCUGCAGACUCAGAUCUAUCAACAGUGGAAGCAGAACGCAGCACCUUGACACAUGGAGCUGGUAAGAUCCUUUUCUGUGGAAACCCAGUCCAGGCCAUUCGAGCCAAGCGCGAGAAGUUGAGGACUGCACCCACUCGGUCCACUUUCAUCCCACGCGACCUGCCCAUCCAUGUUCCCGAGCACACGUAUGACCUUGAGGAGCUGAACGUCGUAGAACGUGGUGAUGUGAUUGCCGAGCUCAGAGCUUGGAGGGAGCAACACAGCCGGCGUCUCCGGGCCAUUGAGACAGAAAGACGACCUCAAGUCCUGACUAUUCAGCACAGUGAUGAAGCAGAGGAAGUAGAUGAUGAUGAUGAUGAUGAUGAUGAAGUUUCUGGUGGUAGGAGGAAUGACAGUAGUGAUGGAGAGGAUAAGCAUCUUGACAACCUUGAUACUGCACCAGAUUCUUCAUUUCAGUCUCUUUCCGCAGACCAGUGUCACAGAGUUGCCUUUCCCCCUGAUGUGGCACAACUGCGUCUGUCCCCAGACGCCAUCAUGUCCCCGUGUCCCCCUGUCAGUGCAGCAGCAGCUCCCGGUGUUCGGAAACCACAAGGGAUACGUGCACGUAGGCUUCGAGUCAGCCAGGCCAGUUCAGAACAUUUAGUAAGCUGCUCCCAUGGGACAGGUGCAACAGCUGGAGACACAGACCUCACAUCCCCAAAGGUCCAGCCUGUGACCAGGACAAAUGUGCCCGUGUUGCCUCACAGACCCCAUGUGCCACCAGCCAGAGCGGGACAAGCGGAUUCAUGCAUGGGGAUGGACUUAUCCUAUACACAGUCUGGCAGCAAGCAACGUCCCACUCCUCAAAUGUCCAAACUCUUGGACAGACCGGCGAUAAAUCGUCCUCACACAGCGCGGGCGGCUCUACAGAAACAUCAGCAGCACCACGUUCUCCAGCCCUGCAGAGGAACCUCACACAAAGACUGACUGACACCAGUGAUGAGUAUGAAUUAACAUGAGAGUGCAACAUGGACACCAUUUCAGAAGAGUUUGACACACCAGCAUUCUACACGAGUCACUGUGUAAAUAACAUAAAAGAGAUCAUUGCUAACUCAGUUGGCUUUUGGAUAAAAAUGAAUGUGAAAUGAAAUUAAAACCUCACAUUUUUAUUUCUCAGGUUGAAGUGUUUUCCUCAUUAUAACUCAAGUGCUACCUUUUAUUUUUCCCAAUUAAAAAAAAGUAGACUAA